GGGGCGGGGCGCUGCCGGCGGCGGCCGCGUUCGAACGGCGGCCGAGGGGCGGUGCGGCACGAUACGGCGCGACACGGCACGAUAUGGCGGGCUCGGCGGCCCUGCUCCGCCAGUGCCCGCUGCUGCUGCCUCAGAAGCGGGACAGGACGGCCUACGAGGGCUUCGUCACCGCGCAGGGUAGAGACUUCCAUAUCCGGAUACUGCUACCAAUAGAUUGUCAACUGAAAAAUGCAAGGAUAGAGUGUAGCUGGCAACUAAAGAAGAUACUGCACGGAUAUCGGCAUAUUUUAAAGCAGAGGCUGCACAGCUGUCCAGAUCUUGUCAGUUUUAUGGUGGAGCUGAAAACUAUUUUGGAAAUUGCUUUAAAGAAUACAGAAGAGCUGCAUAUACCACGACCACCAGAAUACUACUCCUGUCUUGUCAGAGAUCUAGAAAUACUGGGUUGGAAUAAAGUUGCAUAUGUGGAUACUAGUCUUACCACAAUCAAGCUAAAAGCUGAAGACUCAUGUGGUCGACAACAUCUGAUCACUCUGAAGUUAAAUGCAAAGUAUCCAACAGAACCACCAGAUUGCCUUGUGGAUUUUCCUGUUCAGUUUGCUAUUUCCUGGAUGCCACAGAACUCCUUAAUAGACAUCCAUAAUCAGUUCCUGGCAGCAUUAGAAUCACUGAAAGAAUUCUGGGAUGCCAUGGAUGAAAUUGACGGGAAGACAUGGGUGCUUGAGCCAGAAAAUCCCACACGGAGUGCUACAAUAAGAAGAAUCGCAAUAGGGAACAACGUUUCAGUGACCAUAGAGGUAGAUCCCAGGCAUCCAAACAUGCUCCCUGAGUGUUAUUUUCUUGGAGCAGAUCACGUGGUUAACCCUUUGAGAACUAAGCUGAACAACAACAUGCACUUGUGGGACCCCAAAAUCAGUUUAUUACAAAACUUGAAAGAUGUCUUAGAAAUUGAUUUUCCAUCUCAUGCUGUGCUAGAAGAAAGCGAUUUUACUAAGGACUGUGGAAUCUGUUAUGCCUAUCGACUUGAUGGCACUACCCCAGAUCAAGUAUGUGAUGAUGCCCGAUGCGGACAACCUUUUCAUCAGGCUUGCCUGUAUGAGUGGCUACAAGGUCUUCCUUCGAGCAGACAGAGUUUUAAUGUCAUCUUUGGUGAAUGUCCAUAUUGUAACAAGCCCCUGACACUGAAAUCUUCCAUGAAGAAACUUUGAGAAAAACAGCAUGAUGGGAACACUGCUGCACUUAAACAGAAGACAAUGAAACAGUGACAUCAAGUAAAAGACAAAGAAAGCAAUAUUAGAAACAGAAGUGCAAGUAUAGCUAU
Molecule: messenger RNA, 1318 nt
Organism: Cygnus atratus (black swan)
Lineage: Eukaryota; Metazoa; Chordata; Aves; Anseriformes; Anatidae
Gene: FANCL
Product: FA complementation group L
Exons: 14
Coding region: 84-1205 (373 amino acids)
Biological process (GO): interstrand cross-link repair; protein monoubiquitination
Cellular component (GO): Fanconi anaemia nuclear complex; nucleus
Molecular function (GO): ubiquitin protein ligase activity
Source: RefSeq, a predicted model, not a curated record